AUGGCUGCUCACGCAAAGACUGCACUUAUACCAUGGGACCCUUCGAAUGAGGCACAUUUCAAGCGCAUGUACGACCAACGGGUCGCCUGCGGCUGGCGAUAUGAAGAGGUGGAGGAGUGGAGGAACAAGAUGCUCAAGAGCCAGAAGUUUCUCUACUGGAUCAUAUUGGCCGAUGAUCUUGAGGGGAGAGAAGAGUUACUGGCAACACAUAUCAACCAGUACUCAGAUGUGAGAACCGAGACACCAGCGAUUCAUGGGAAAUCAAGACAUCUGACAAGUCUCAGGAAGCUAAGGAGCUCUCAGAUACAGCGGGUACAGUAUUUAACACUCCUCGGGAACCAACAAAUCGUCGUUUUCUUCCCGGCACUCCAGAGUGCUGGCCUCGGGCGUAGUGCCAUGGCCGAAACCGAGAGACUCGCAAGGCUCCCUCCCUUCAACCGCGACGUCGUCGGCUUAGACACGGUUCAGAAGCAUUUCCAGCUCGGCGAUAACAAUUUUAACAAAACUUAUUACAGUUCUAGUGGCUUAGAGGUGCGUGCGAUCGAAGAAUGGUACAUGCGUCAGGGAUACGAGGUUGUUGAGAGGGUUGAUCAAGGGUAUAACUGGAAGGACCCUGCAACAGGAGAUUUUCUUCCAGUGCCGCUUGUCUACAUGGUCAAGAGAUUUUUUUCAGAAUAG
Fusarium vanettenii 77-13-4 is the source of this 678-nucleotide messenger RNA. RefSeq lists its product as uncharacterized. The record is from RefSeq and is a predicted model, not a curated record. Lineage: Eukaryota; Fungi; Ascomycota; Sordariomycetes; Hypocreales; Nectriaceae. The transcript is spliced from 3 exons. The coding region runs from base 1 to 678 and encodes 225 amino acids.